AUGGCUUCUAGGUGCCGAGAGUACAUCACAGCUGAGUCCAUGAUAUCAGAGCAUCUACUUGAAGCUUGGAGGGGAGCUGGGGAGAGGAGGGAACACCGGAUGAGGCAAUGUGAGAAGAGAAAACUUAUAUCCUAGCCUCUGUCCAACUCCGUAUCAGAAAUGGAACCAACUGAGGCCUCAAGCAAUAACAGUGACAGGAACUGUACAAUAGAAAACUUCAAGAAGGAAUUUUACCCCAUCGUAUACCUGGUAAUAUUCGUCUGGGGAGCCUUGGGAAAUGGCUUCUCCAUUUAUGUCUUGCUACAGACUUAUAAGAAGUCCACGUCUGUAAAUGUUUUCAUGCUCAACCUGGCCAUUUCAGACUUUUUGUUCAUAAGUACCCUGCCCUUCAGGGCUGACUACUACUUAAGAGAGUCCAAUUGGAUAUUUGGGGAUCUGACCUGCAGAGUUAUGUCUUAUUCCUUAUAUGUCAACAUGUACACUAGCAUUUAUUUCCUAACUGUGCUGAGUGUUGUGCGUUUCCUGGCCACUGUCCACCCUUUCCAGCAGCUCCACGUCACCAGCGUCAAGACCGCCUGGAUCCUCUGUGGGAUCAUAUGGGUUUUUAUCAUGGCUUCCUCAGCCAUGCUUCUGAAGAAUGGCUCUGAGAAGAAGAACGACAUUAUACUGUGCCUGGAGAUAAGUCCCCUGAAGUUUAAGAAGCUACUGAUCAUGAACCACAUUGCGUUGGUGGCAGGCUUCCUGCUCCCAUUUGCCAUACUCACCAUCUGCUACCUACUGAUCAUCCGGGUCUUGUUAAAGGUGGAGAUUCCAGAAUCGGGUCUGCGGGCUUCUCACAGGAAGGCCUUGGUCACCAUCAUCAUUGCCAUGGUGAUCUUUCUCCUGUGUUUCCUGCCUUACCAUGCACUGCGGACCCUCCACCUGGUCACAUGGAAAGCAGGUGCCUGUGGAGACGCGUUGCAUAAGGCCACGGUCAUCACGCUGGCCUUGGCUGCGACCAAUAGCUGCUUCAAUCCCUUUCUCUACUACUUUGCUGGGGAGAAUUUCAAAGAUCGAUUAAGAGAUGUAGUCAACAAAGAUUGUCUACGGAAGGCAAAGACAAAGUGCUGUCUUCCUCAGAUAGCUGAAGAGCAGAAAUAAGAGUUCGGGGAGUUGUUAUGCAGGUGUGCUCGUGACUCUUGGUGUUCACCUUCAUUCCCUCAUGGUCUCCAAAUACUUUGUAUUUACAUCAUAACCAACACAUCUUGGUUCCCAGCAUUGAAUUGACCACAACGUUUGCGAAUAAAGCCUAUUUCAGAGAUGUCAUUGGAUGCAUUUUUAAUAGUUGGGACUAAAUGAGAAAUGUAGAGGAAGUAUUUCUCCUGGAAUCUUGCACACUGAAACAUGACAUUGGGGAAAAUGGCCAAGCACAGUCAUGUCAGCUUAGCCAUGCUAUGCUAAGUCUCUGGUCCAGGCAGUCUAAAUUCCCAAC
Molecule: messenger RNA, 1471 nt
Organism: Microtus oregoni (creeping vole)
Lineage: Eukaryota; Metazoa; Chordata; Mammalia; Rodentia; Cricetidae
Gene: Cysltr2
Product: cysteinyl leukotriene receptor 2
Exons: 2
Biological process (GO): G protein-coupled receptor signaling pathway
Cellular component (GO): plasma membrane
Molecular function (GO): leukotriene receptor activity
Source: RefSeq, a predicted model, not a curated record